GUUGAAGGGGUCAAAAACAUUAGUCCUUCCACCUGUGAUUAAGCAUUUAUUGGAAUUAUUUAUGGUUCUUUGAUGUGUUUUGUGCUGUUUUAAUAACAAUGCUUCUCACCUUACAGGAUUAUAAUUUUGUUUAAACACCUUUUUGGUAGAUUCUGUGGUGCAUCUGUUGUUUAGAUGUCAUAUUGGUUUUCUGUCAGACAAUUAAAUUGUCAUCUAUUUAUGGCAAUCGUGGUGUUUACAGACAAUUAAAAAGCUCUCUGGUGAUGGCCCCUAUGUAAUAUAGUUUUAACAUUACAUUAUGUAUAAUAUUUUAUAAUUUAAAAAUUAAACAGUUUAUAAGCCAUUACAAUUAAAUUAUAUAAAGAAUGUAGAAGCUGUAUAGUCCUGAUUAGUUUUUUUGAAAUGUUCGUAUAUUUGUUUAGUAUUAAAAUAGAAUUAUUUCAAAUAUUUAGGUUUCCUUCUCAACUAAUGCUGAGUGUAGUGUUUCCAGCUCCAAUACGAGAACCAAGCAGAGACAAAUCAACAAAGGAAAGUGUUGUUAUGCAUAAUUCUACAAGUGAAAUAAAUAUUAAUAAUAAAGUGGAAAAAGCAGAAUUACCAUAUUCACAUAGUGUACCAAUGGAUGUUCCAGGAGCAAUAUCUUUUAUGGCACCUUUUGCAGAACCUUUAUAUGCACACGAAUCUCUUCAAUCAUCUAUAAGUAAUACCAGUACACAAAGCCAUCCAUUCUUAAGUGAAAACUCUAAUCUCAUUCAUUCAAACAGUUUUAAUAAUCUACAUCGUCGUAAAAUGAGAAAUUUCACUACAAGUUUAGAAUAUGGAGUUGCUCAUAAUACUGCCAAAUCAACAUCAUUAGAUAAUUUACCAGCUAAAAGAAAAGUAAAUUUAGGACUUAGUAUUAUCAUUAAUUUAGAAAAACUUGAAGAGGAAGAAAGCUUGUUUGAAGACUUUUUCUUUUCUCAUAUAAAUUUGAUUGAAUGUCAUAUGCAUAAAUUAAAGCAGAUUGUAACUGAUGCUUAUUUUCAAGGAAAAAAUUUUAUUGAUAAUAUAUAUAAGGGCUUUGAGAUUUUGAAAACACUACAAGAUUUAUAUGCAGCACCUAGACUUCAGUUUCCAAUGUGGUUAACAAUAAUGACCUCUGUAGAUGAUUUACAAACAAAAUAUAGUCAAUUAGUUGAAGAAUUUGUUUCUUUAUUAGAAGAUUUUGAUACUAAGAACACAAAUUUUUUUGUAUCAACUUUGCUGACAGCAGUUCUUACAUAUCAUUUAUCUUGGGUGUCAACAGUAGUUCCUUCAAAAGUUUAUUCUCAUCAAAAUUUUCAUCAGAAGAACAAAUCUAAAUGGGUAUAUAUUUUUUAA
Messenger RNA from Centruroides sculpturatus (bark scorpion), 1359 nucleotides. Its product is annotated as folliculin-interacting protein 2-like. The transcript has 6 exons. Lineage: Eukaryota; Metazoa; Arthropoda; Arachnida; Scorpiones; Buthidae. Gene Ontology annotation, molecular function: protein-folding chaperone binding; ATPase inhibitor activity. Gene Ontology annotation, cellular component: cytoplasm. The record is from RefSeq and is a predicted model, not a curated record. Bases 403 to 1359 code for a protein of 318 amino acids.